AUGAAGCCAGCCCUCGUCGAGACGUGGAUUCAGCAGUUGACUACAUCGCCGCCAUCGCCGCCAUCACCACCACCGAAGCGCAAGCGGUCGUAUGGGACCGCGACGAUAAACAUGGGAGUAUCGUCCCCUCCUCCGAGCAAUCCUGGCGACUCUGCCCUUGUAGACCCUGAUACUACACCCAGAGUAUCACACCAAGCAUCUAAACGGCGGCGAUUUGAUUUGAGCGCCCGUCCUAUUACUUUCGACAACCUGGACCGUGAUGAUGAUGCAAGCUCAGCAAGGUCGAAGUCCAGGCAGUCGGCAUCAACAGCCACGUCCGACAGUCGGUCUAGACUCUCUCGCAGCCCAACUAAGAACAUGGGUAGUCUCGAGCUCGCGGAUCGACCUGUUCGCCGAGUCCGUGCCGCACGCAAAGAAGACCUGCCUGAUGAUGUCGCCGAUUUGUUCUUCAGCAUCCGUGAUGCCAGAGAGGGAAGAGCCACCAUUCCCCGCGAGGCCUUGCCGACAGUUUUGGAAGCUCUAACUAUCUUGGACCCCUCUCCCGCCACUGAUGCGGCAUUUGAUCAGAUUCCCUGGUCGUACAUCCCUUCUCUAGAUGCUCACCUGGAGCUCAAGUGUGUUCAAAAGAUUGUUCGCAAUACGAUCGAGUGCGCAGCAGAGAAUGUGUCUGAGGCUUCGUGGAACUCGCGAGUGCACGAGUAUAUUCUUGACACGGCCCUAGAACCUUUCGACGGGAUCGUUUCCCACUGGGAUGUGACUCGUGCUCCAAUCACCAAAUCCUGCUUGCCGCGGCACUCUUCCGGUCUCGCCCUUGAGGGCAAAAUGGUCGAUUUUUGCAUCUGUCUUGGUGGCCGUGAAACUACUAGAGCUGUACAGAAGCGAUUGAAGUUGGCACCCGAGACCCCAUUUAUCAAUCAUACCAACUACCAGCCGCUCUUGUACCGACCCAUUGCCGUUAGUAUUGAGAGCAAAACCCCCAAUGGUUCGGACGAAGUAGCCAAGACGCAAUUAUCCGUCUGGGUAACUGGCCAUUUUGCCCGACUACGCUCGUUGUCUAGAACUUCCAAUGAUGCUAUUGCAGUCGGUGUGACGCUACCUCUCCUCAUCGUCCGGGGCGGCGAAUGGUCCCUCUGGUUCGCGAGGGACACUGGGGAUGGAAUUGACUUGAUUGAGACGAUCUCAGUUGGCAACACCAACUCAAUCCUGGGCUGUUACAAGGUGCUUGCCAUGCUUCGACAUCUUGCCGAGUGGGCAAAAUCAACACUGUACCCUUGGAUGGAGAAGCAUAUUUUGCUGGAUGGAAAUAGUACAGCUGGCCCUACCUGA
This is a messenger RNA of Clonostachys solani, 1326 nucleotides long. Lineage: Eukaryota; Fungi; Ascomycota; Sordariomycetes; Hypocreales; Bionectriaceae. The record is from the annotation of a GenBank genome assembly.